CAACAACAACAGUCACAAUACUCCAGAGGAAAUAAUCAAUCGGAUUGUGGUGGACGCUUUGGGCAACAAGGUGGCAAAAAGAAGCAUCUGAGCGAGUUAGUUAUCCUGGAAAACUCUGACAAUGCAAUCUGUAUCAUUAAUGACACAGCUCAGUUUAAUAAAGUGUCUGCCGAUUACAAGUUCACGGUUCUGCCUGAUCAUCGCUGGAGGUGUGAAGUUUACUUGGAAGGACAGUAUGUGGCAGCAGGAAUUGGGCCCAAGAAAAUAGUGAAGCACAUUGCAGCAGAAGAGGCCUUAGCAACUUUGAGACAGACGCAAGCUGUGGUCAAAUCCAACCUAAGAAAGGAGGGGCACAACGAUGCCAUAUCCCGAUCCCAGAUCCUGGCUCGCUCCGGUGAGGAGGCCACGAGGCAGGAGAUUAAGGAAGACAACAUCGGAAACCAGCUGCUCCGCAAAAUGGGCUGGAAGGGAGGUGGUCUGGGACGAGAUGGGGAAGGCAUCGCAGAACCAAUCAGAGUGAAGGAGCAGUUCUCCAGAGAAGGGUUGGGAAUGGACACGGACAAAACUGGAAACCAGCUCAGCAAGCGUGAUAUUGAGGACAUCAUUCGUAACUAUGCCAGUUCAGACCGCCAGGAUGACCUUCGCUUCUCGACCGACCUCACCAACGAUGAACGCAAGCAAAUCCACCAGAUCUCUCAGAAAUAUGGCCUACGAAGCAAGUCAUACGGACAAGGACGGCAACGGUUCCUUGUUGUCAGUCGCAAAGUACACAAAGAUCAGCUCAUUGGUCAGCUUUUACAGGAAGGACAGGUGGGACGAUAUGAGCUGGUGAAACCCCAGGCGUCUCACUAAUUUGCAUGCAGAACAAAAUGAAGAAAACAAAGUUGUCAUUGACUUGGACUUCACAACAAAUCACACUCAAGUGUAACUGCUUUGUUUUUACUUCUGUGACAAAUUUACAGCACACAUUAAUAAAUGAGAAUCCUUCAGGUAAAAAA
Molecule: messenger RNA, 998 nt
Organism: Micropterus dolomieu (smallmouth bass)
Lineage: Eukaryota; Metazoa; Chordata; Actinopteri; Centrarchiformes; Centrarchidae
Product: NF-kappa-B-repressing factor-like
Exons: 1
Molecular function (GO): nucleic acid binding
Source: RefSeq, a predicted model, not a curated record